GCUCCGGUGGACGGCGUCCAGGCUGCAGGGACCAGCAGGCUCUGAAGGAAGAUACACGUUGGGUCUCCGAGCUGAAUUAGCAGCCCCAAGGUCAGACAGAGGAGAGAGCGUCUGGGUGUGGAACAAUGGCCGGGUUAGCUGACAUCAUUGUGAUGCCGGCUCUGGGCCGCCCGUUCCAGCUGGGGAUGCUGUACGACUGCCGCAGCGACUCCCUCAUCCCAGGGAUCGCGCUAUGGCGCCCGGAACAGCUUCUCAAGGAUGUAAACAGAAAACCACAACCUAGGACUGAAUUUGAGAUCAUCGCAUCCGACACCAUUGAAGACAAGGCCAAUGCCCUCAAUGUCACAGCCUCGCUGAAGGCCAGUUUCCUGGGGGGGCUGGUUGAAGUAAGUGGAUCUGCCAAAUACUUAAAUGACACCAAAACAUCCAAACAACAGGCCAGAGUUACUCUCCAGUACUCUGCCACAACAAAGUUUGAGCAACUAACUAUGAGCCAUUUAGGAACAGAGAAUGUCUCUUACCCUGCUGUAUUUGACCAAGGCACGGCCACCCAUGUGGUCAUGGCUGUGCUGUACGGGGCUCAGGCUUUCUUCGUGUUUGAUCGGGAAGUUUCUUCUUCUGAGAAUGUGCGUGAGAUAGAGGGAAAGCUCAAGCUUGCAAUUAAAAUUAUACCCCCGGUUUCCAUAGUAGGGGAAGGAGCUGUCAAAAUGGAUGACAGGGAAAAAUUAAAUGCUGAAAAAUUUAACUGCAAGUUCCAUGGUGAUUUUGCUCUUGAGAACAAACCAACUAAUUUCGAAGAUGCCAUGAAAACAUAUUCCACCCUCCCAAAGCUGCUGGGUGACAGCGGGGAGAAGGCCGUACCAGUGAGAGUCUGGUUGUACCCGCUGACCAAGCUGGAUUCCAGAGCGGCUCGGCUGGUGCGUGAGAUCAGUUUAACACUGAUUUCUGAUGUUCAGACUGCUAUGGAGGAACUGGCAGAACUAAACAUGCGAUGCAAUGACAUGGUGAAGAAUCCGAUCACCACAAGCUUCCCCGAAAUCAAGCAGAAAAUCCAGCAAUUCAGAGAUCUGUGUAAGCAACACAGAGAGACUUUCCAGAAACAGUUAGCGGGACUCUUACCAUUAAUCCGUGGAGGUGGAAAAGAGGAAGGGGCUCUGGUGGAUAUUUUAUCAUGUCAAAACCAGUCACCGUUCAAUACCCAGUGUCUCAGUGAAUUUCUGGAUACAAAGGAGAAAGAGAUGGAUUAUGUGAAUUCCUACCUUAGGAUCCUAAGCAAUGUAGAGGUGGUGUCCUCCCAGAGUGAACUAAAUGAAAUAGUAAUCGACCCUGAGACUAACUUCAUCGUCUCCUUUACCUUCACCUCACUGCAUGAAGAGGAGCCAUAUUUAUCAGAUUUAAAACAAUGGCUUCAGAUCAAGGAAACUCAUGAUCCUGCAUUAGCCAGUUCUGUUGCUGAGAAACCAAAAUCCAAAGUGUGGUUUGAGGAAAAAGAAAUAUAUCAAAAAGCUCAAAAAUCUGCAAAGUCCCUUUCACAUUUUGUCAGUGUCAACAAACCUAACAGGAAGACUCGGUUCAUUGUGGCCUCUGUCCCAGACGAGGACAAUCCAGGCACUUCCAUUUACCUGUAUGAAAAUGGGGAGCUGAUCAGCACCAACUUUGAGCCUCCAUCAAAGCCUCUUCCUCCCCUGAUUGAUGGAAUCAGACAUGACCGUGUGCAGCUCACAUUUAACCCAGCAGCCUAUGGCAGGGCUGCGAUAUCCGGCUAUCGGGCAGAGUACAGAAUUGUAGGGCAGGAGAACUGGACGGCUGUGGAUGUAAAUAACACACAAGAGACAUUCACAGUAACAGGGCUCCGUGCAAACACCGAGUACCAGUUCCGAUACGCUGCAGUGAGCAAACCAGGGCUCAGCGAGAGCAGCGACGUGAGUGAUACUGUGAAGACGGCUGUGGAAGGGCUGCAGCAGCUAUAGAUGGGAAUACAGGAUGUUGCAGAGUUUGCCCUAGUAAAUGUGACUGCAACGUUCAUUUCAAUCAAAAGUACAAUUGGGAUUAUGAAGUAGUAAAAGAGAAACGGACCUAUGCACAACUGAAAGAGAAGUAUGAGAAGGCAUCUGCUGAGGUGUUAUCGACAUAGAAUGUGGUUGAGAAGCUGUCUCAGGAAUACUGUGUGGUGCAAGAGAUAUUAAUGGAGCUUAUUGAUAAAUCAUCUCGCAGCCUCCAGCGUCUGCAAGCAAUUGCUUUGAAACCCAACCCGCUGUCCACGCCGGAAUACAUUGACCUGCUGAUCAUGUCGGAACAACAGGAACUAAAGCCUGGGUACCAAGAAAGGAUAAAAUCUCUGAGGGAAGUGAGGGAAAUAGCUGAGAUAAUAAGAAAGAUUGCCAAUAAGGAGCCCCUGCUGCCAGGAGAGAAGGAUAUGUAUGAGAAGCGUAAAGAAAAAAAGUCUGCCUUCAAAACUUUUGUGAAAGGAAAACUGGAUAUUUGUAAAGGCUUGUUUAAAUGAAAACUGACGGCAGUUUACCCAUGAAAAUGAAAUCGCCAGUUUAACCAAAGCAUGUAGCUUAGCCAUGAUUCAGGGCUGGUGUCUCUUGUCUUUUUUAUAACAUUUUCUUUUAAGAUUCAAUCAGCCUGAUUCUCCUCUAACUUACACCAGCUUUAUUGCGCUAUUCAGCUUACACCAGUGUAACUAACUGAGGAAUCUGGCCCCUUGAAUUGGAGGGAAAAACAUUUUAUAAAAAUAAAAAAAAAUAGUUUAACUCCUUAAGAGGAAAUUGCUUCACUAUCUAAUGUUCACAUGGACACUUCUCAGAUCAGGGUUAGAAACCUAUGUUCUGUUUAUACAAGUGCUCUCUCUGUCACUGCUUAUAUUUAUACCUGGGGGAAUUCUGUGCCAAAAAAUUAAAAAUUCUGCACCAUAAAAUUAAAAAACCUGUGC
Messenger RNA from Mauremys reevesii (Reeves's turtle), 2935 nucleotides. Its product is annotated as stonustoxin subunit alpha-like. Bases 126 to 1970 code for a protein of 614 amino acids. The transcript is spliced from 3 exons. NCBI's taxonomy places the organism in Eukaryota, Metazoa, Chordata, Testudines, Geoemydidae. Gene Ontology annotation, molecular function: protein binding. The record is from RefSeq and is a predicted model, not a curated record.